Messenger RNA from Daphnia magna, 863 nucleotides. RefSeq lists its product as uncharacterized. Lineage: Eukaryota; Metazoa; Arthropoda; Branchiopoda; Diplostraca; Daphniidae. The transcript has 2 exons. Bases 231 to 725 code for a protein of 164 amino acids. The record is from RefSeq and is a predicted model, not a curated record.
AACUCUGGGCAACUCCUCUUUUAGCGUUUCUCGUUUGCAUGUAUAUAUAUAUUUUUUUUUACGCGCUUCUUGCGUAUUUCAAGUGUAUAAAUAUAGGUACUGAAUAGUUUCCCUUUUUGGCAUGCAAAUCAAUUGUUAUUUGCUCCCCCCUCUCUGAUCUCUUUAGCUAUUAUUGCGACACGUCCCAGCUUCUUUAGGAAGUGUCGUUUCCUGUGCACGACGGGGAAAAAAUGAGGCUGAACAAACACUCGGGACGAAUUCUUGUUAUGCAAAGAAACACCUUGCAUCAAAUCGCCGCAGGCACCACUUACUAUCAAGUCUACAACACAAGGCUACAGAAGAUGAGGUAUUUGUCAAAUGGUGUCCUACCUGAAGUGGAAGAAUCUGGUCUGUUUGGUAGGCAGAUGACAGCAAAACUGAACGAAAGACAGAAGGCAGCCAGGGAUAAGUUCCUAGAAGCUGAAAAACAAUGGGACAAGUUAGUUAAAUGGGACCGUCUGAACAAAGAUGAAAUUAAAAUAGUUAAAGCUCACAAACAAGCAGUUAUGAAUGGGCAUUUCACUUAUGAUGACACCAACCUUAAUAAGAAGGUAAUGACAAGAUUACGUCAUUUCCUCAGAGGUUCUUGCUGUGGAAAUGCCUGUAGGCAUUGCAUUUACAACCACAGCAGUGUCCCUGAUAAUCUCAAAGGUACCAAGACUUUCAAUUCAGCUUUUUGGGCUUGAGAUCAUAUCAGGAUUUGGACAGAAGAGACGACAGUUUAGCAAUUAUCUGUGGUUGUAUAGUAUAUCAUAUUUUUGACUGCCCAGCUGUAUUUAGAACAAAUUAUGUCCAAGAAUGAAUAUACGCAAAGAUCUAUUGCA